AUGCUGUCCGUCCGCGCUCGGCUAUGUGUGAUGAUGUUCCUCCAGUAUUUCGUCUGGGGAGCGUGGGGCGUGGCACUCGGCGGCUACAUGGGGGCCACCUUAGGUUUCACCGGUGAUCAGAUCGGUUGGGUCUAUUCAUCAACCGCCAUCGGAGCAAUGCUCUCCCCACUGUUCAUGGGCUAUGUGGCCGACCGCCUGCUGGCCACCGAGAAACUACUGGGCUUUCUGCAUCUGCUUGGUGGUGGGCUGCUGCUGUACGCCGCGAUGAGCCCUGAGUUCUCGGUUCUCUUCGGUGUGAUGGUGGCCUACGCCGUCUGCUUCAUGCCGACGUUGGCCCUCAGCAAUUCGAUCAGUUUCGAAAACAUUGGCGACCCGGAACAAGAAUUCCCGCUGAUUCGCGUCUUCGGCACCAUCGGCUGGAUCGUCGCCGGGGCCGUGGUGGGUUUUCUGCUCGACGGGAUUAGCAACCAACCGCUGUAUCUGGCAGCCAUCACGAGUUUCGCCCUGGGGGCAUUCUGUUUCGUCCUUCCGCACACACCGCCGAAAGGCAAAUCAGCCGAACCGCUCGAAGGUCGCAGCUCGAUGGUCACGCUGCUGGCCGACCCUUCGUUCCUUGUGUUCGUGCUGGCCUCGUUCCUAAUCUGCAUCCCGCUAGCCUUCUACUACAGCCUGGCUAACAUCUUCCUCGUGCAAAUCGAUGCCUGGAACCCGACGUUCCUGCAAACCUUCGGCCAGAUGUCAGAAGUAAUCUUCAUGGCCGCCAUGCCAAUCUUCAUCAUGCGACUGGGCGUGAAGAAGAUGCUGGCCCUGGGCAUGCUGGCCUGGGUUGUGCGUUACUUCCUGUUCGCCUCGUUGUCGCUGCCGUUAAUCUUCGCCGGUAUCCUGCUGCACGGUAUCUGCUACGACUUCUUCUUCGUGGCCAGCCAGAUCUACGUCGACAAGAAGGCCGACAUUUCACAACGGGCCAGCGCACAAAGUUUCAUCGCGUUUAUCACGCUGGGGCUUGGUAUGUUCGUAGGUGCCAAGGUCGCCGGCUACACGAUGGACCACUUCUCGCCACCCACCGUGGCCGUUGAAAGUGCCGAAGGCGCCGAGCAAAUGCCGCUGCCGGCCUGGGCCGCCGGAACCGACACCGGACUCGCGGCCCACGUGGACCUUAACGACGAAGGCAAGUUCAACGUCGAUCAACUUCCCGAAACCUUCACUGUCGAAACCGAAAACGGAGCGAUCACCUACCCUCGCGACUCGCUGGUGAAAGCCUUCGAAAUUGCAGACGCUUCCGGUACCGGCUACGUCACCCCCGCCGAAUGGCAACAUGCCCGCAAUAACGACUGGCCCCAGAUUUGGUACUGGCCCGGCGUCGGGGCCGGCAUCACGCUGCUCUUCUUCUGGUUCGGCUUCCGCGACAAGGUCGAUGCCACCGCGCGAGAGGCGAUGGCCGAAGAAGCGGUGCUCGGAGCGGGCGAAGGCCCCGAGCCGUGGCUGAGCUACGCUUGGCAUGUGCCAUGCAUGCUGCGUGGCAAGUCUCGGCCACCCUCGAUUGCGGAGUUUACUGUGUCGUCCUCGUCCCCGACGAACGGCUUUGCCGAUUUGAAACCACUUCAGGCGCGAGCAGUGCUCCUACUGACCCUGCUGGUUGUGGUCGCCUCGGUGGCGGUGAGCCUCUCUCCACUUAGAAGCGGCAAUGCCGACGGUCAACGCCGCGGGGCAGGGGAUGUGGCGCUCUACAACGCUAUCGUCUCCCGCGUGCAUGCCGGCGACGCAUACUAUUCGGCCGUGGCCGAUGAACUUCCAUUGCGCGGUUAUCCAACCCGAUCGGUCUUCAACUGGCGCACCCCACUGCCGAUGUGGCUGCUGGGGCGUCUGCCCGACCCGAGGCUGGGUCAGGCACUGCUUGCCUUACUGGCCAUCUCGGUCCUGAUGUGGGGAUUCGGCACGCUGGCAGACGAGUUCGGGCUCCGCGAGGCGAUCAUCGGCGGGCUGAUGCUAACCGGCGUGUUGCUGUUGUGCGUGGUCGGUAAUCUCUAUGUCAUGCCCGUGCUGUGGAGCGGGGUGUUCAUCGCCCUCUCAGCUUGCGGAUACGCUCGGGGAAACGCUCGAGUCGGAGUAUCCGCCGGCUUGCUGGCCGUCUUGUUUCGCGAACUGGCACUCCCCUACGCACUGCUCUGUGCAGCUAUCGCGCUGUGGAACCGUCGCUGGCGUGAGGUUGCCAUUUGGGCCGUCGCGUUUGUCGCGCUCGCGUCUCUGUACUCGCUGCAUAUGGCGACGGUACAUGAGUUGAUGCACGAUGACGCCGUGGCCCAUGAAAAGAGCUGGGUGCGAUUCGGCGGGUGGCCGUUCUUACUUUCCACCGCGCAGAUGAACGGCUACCUGUUGCUCUUGCCGCAGUGGGUUACCGCCAUCUACCUGCCGCUAGCCGUGCUCGGCUUCGCCUCGUGGCGAUCACCCGGUGGUACGCGAAUGACGUUGGCUGUUUGCGGAUACUUGAUUGCAUUCGCAAUCGGCCAUCGGUGA
Molecule: messenger RNA, 2514 nt
Organism: Cladocopium goreaui
Lineage: Eukaryota; Dinophyceae; Suessiales; Symbiodiniaceae
Source: the annotation of a GenBank genome assembly